Molecule: messenger RNA, 2582 nt
Organism: Monopterus albus (swamp eel)
Lineage: Eukaryota; Metazoa; Chordata; Actinopteri; Synbranchiformes; Synbranchidae
Product: aspartate aminotransferase, mitochondrial
Exons: 10
Coding region: 102-1388 (428 amino acids)
Biological process (GO): L-aspartate catabolic process; biosynthetic process
Cellular component (GO): mitochondrion
Molecular function (GO): L-aspartate:2-oxoglutarate transaminase activity; pyridoxal phosphate binding
Source: RefSeq, a predicted model, not a curated record
CUGACGUCAGCACGUACUCGGAAGGCAGCGUCGUCCUACGUGCGCCUGCCCUUCACAUCUGUCACGAUAUACCACGUUUAAUUCCCAAACGCAGCACAGCGAUGGCCCUGCUGAAAUCAAACAAGGUGAUCCUUUGUCUGGGGAACAUUUCUCCGUCCUUAAGAGUUCUGUCCUCCCGCAGCAGCUCAUGGUGGGGUGGAGUGCAAAUGGGUCCCCCUGAUCCCAUCCUGGGGGUGACCGAGGCCUUCAAGAGGGACACCAACCCGAAGAAGAUGAACGUGGGAGUAGGAGCCUACAGGGAUGACCAAGGCAAGCCCUUCGUGCUCACCUCUGUCCGCAAGGCAGAAGCUAUGAUUGCAGCUAAGCAGCUUGAUAAGGAGUACCUUCCCAUUGGUGGCCUCGGAGAGUUUAACAAGGCCUGUGCUCAGCUGGCUUUUGGUGAAAACAAUGAGGACUUGAAGAGUGGCAGGAGCGUCACUGUCCAGUCCAUUUCAGGAACCGGAUCUCUACGUAUUGGAGCCAGCUUCUUGGCUCGAUUCCAUGGAGGUCCACAUGACGUGUACCUGCCCAAGCCCUCCUGGGGAAACCACACACCCAUCUUCAGAGACGCUGGCAUGCAGCUCAAAGCAUACCGAUAUUACGACCCUUCCACCUGUGGCUUGGACUUCAAAGGAGCUAUUGAGGACAUCUCUAAAAUGCCAGAGCAGAGUGUGAUCUUGUUGCAUGCUUGUGCUCACAACCCCACCGGUGUGGACCCCAGGCCUGAGCAGUGGAAGGAGAUUUCUGAUGUUGUGAAGAAAAGGAACCUGCUGGUGUUCUUUGAUAUGGCCUACCAGGGCUUUGCCAGUGGAGACAUCGAUCGUGAUGCCUGGGCUGUGCGCUACUUCAUUGAAAAGGGCCACAACAUCCUGCUGUCCCAGUCCUUUGCCAAGAACAUGGGACUCUAUGGUGAACGUGUGGGAGGCUUCACUGUGCUGUGUAGCGAUGCUGACGAGGCAAAGAGAGUGGAAUCUCAGCUUAAAAUCCUCAUCAGACCCAUGUACUCCAACCCACCAAUAAAUGGCGCCAGAAUUGUAACAACCAUUCUCAACACACCAGAUCUGCGUACACUGUGGCUGGAGGAGGUUCAUGAUAUGGCUACCCGCAUCAUUAGAAUGAGAGAACAUCUGGUGGCCGGCCUGAAAAAAGAGGGCUCCAGCCACAGCUGGCAGCACAUCGUCGACCAGAUCGGGAUGUUCUGCUUCACAGGCCUCAAAUCCGAACAGGUUGAGCGUUUGACAAAGGAGUUUUCAGUGUACAUGACCAAGGAUGGCCGAAUUUCCAUGGCAGGCGUGACCUCUGGGAACGUGGGCUACCUGGCACAGGCAAUCCACGCUGUCACCAAAUAGAGUGGCUCCUGCUGGGAGAACUACACAAUGAAAGCAGUAGUUAAAGAGGAGCUUUAUGCUUUACUUGGUGUAUUCUCUGUCUGCUCCAUUCCACCUUUUAGAGAAGAGCUCAAUAUUUAGACAUUUUCUUGAUUUGCAUUUCAUCACAAGUUCAUUUUUGUCCCAGUUGGGAUGAUUGUUACCACUGAACACUAAUUUCAGGUUACCUUUUUUUUUUUUUUUAACAUUUCACUGAACAGGCUCCCCCUGCUAAACUGUACAGGAUAUCUUUUCUCCCUCUACUGACCGAUGAGCUAAUGUCUCCUCUUUUCUUAUAUAUGUGGAAUCAGCUGUUGGCUGUGCAUUGGUGUCCUCCUAAAUGUGCAUGUUCAUCUGCUGCUCAGUAUAAAACAUCAAGAAACUGUCACUGGGCUAAUGUUACUUGGUGCAUUACGUUGACAUGCGAGUUGAAAUCGCUGUUGCUUUGUGAAAGCUUGUAGAAAAUGUGACUUUUGUUAACGGUGGACUCCUAGCACUUUAGUAAGCUACUGUUUGGAUUUCAAGAUUAGUCUGGCACUGAGUUUUUAGUUAUUGGGCUUUUCAGUAUUAACAGGCAUUUGUCAGUCAGAUAAUCAAUUCACUAUCAUGGUUUGUUCAUCUGAACUAAUCAAUCAUCCAAUAAUUAAGUUCCCUCUUCUUCUGGGAGCUCCCUUGUAUUCACUGUUUUUGAGAGUAGGGUUUGUCUUUUUCAGUCUAAUUGGUCGCUGAGCAGCAGCCUCUCAAUCAAUCCCUUUUAACAAACACACUAGCCAAACAGAAUUAAAGUCAGUACACAGAAGCAAUAGCUACACGUUGUAUGAAUUCCUCCUGUGAAGUUAUUUUUCAGUUCCACCACAGCCCCAAAUCAGACACCCCAUUUUUCAUAUUUGUUUCAUAAAAAGGCUUUGUAUUAGAUCCCUGUACAAGUGUUUGUGUGGUUACUAAAGAUGAGUGGGCGAACUGAAUGUGAACACGAACUUGUCAUUCAUUCAGAUGUCAUGUCCCAGUGUAUGAAUUUGUUCAUCAUUAAGACUGUGGGGCACAAAUGGUAUUUAGGAAUGUGGAGUUCAGUCAGCUCAUACUUGUGAAACAUUGCUCUUGGCUUCUAUGUCAUGAAAUAAUUGAUAAUUGGUCAUGUACCUUACUAAAAAACAAUAAAUCAGUAUAGAAUAAUGA